AUGAUCAAGGAGAAGGAGAAAGGCGGAGGUGCCCGCCUUAAAGAUGAACCAAAUGAUCCAACAGAACCAGGUCAUGGGUCACGGCCACCAUCGGCAUCUUUGCCAACGCCAGCAGCUCUGAAGAAAGAACCAGAUGAGGCCCCACACCGAGUGAAAUUGGAGCCCCACAGUCAAGGGAGCGCUGAAGACGGCACUGCUGAUCUUGGUGUUGACGGAAUCAAGACGGAAAUUGAUGGUCUCAUGGAUAGUGAUGGUGAUCCGACUAAGUCGCCGCAGUGUGAUCUUGGAGGCCCCGGGUCCAUGAAAUCGGAGAGGCUAUCGUCAGAUUCUAAUGACAUUAUAGAUCCUCAGACAGGCCUCAGAAGUAACCCUGGAAACAUACAGGAUGGUAAUCAAAAUUGUCGAAAUCCAAACGGUCCAGAGAACAUGGGGUCCUGUCGCAUGGGAGGGUCUGGACCCAUGGGGCCCGGCGUAUCCAUGGGGCCCAUGUCCAGUGAAGCCCAAACCUUGCCAUCUAAUGUUAUUAGUAAACAGUCUGGGAGUAUGGAGCAAAGUCAAAUUUUCGUGUUCUCUACGCUCCUAGCCAACAAGGCAGCGGAAGCGGUGAUAUCUGGACAAAAUCAAUCGAUCAUCGCAUAUCAUUGCGCGCAGCCGAAUACUAAAAAGUACCUGGAGAAACAUCCACUUAAAAUUGGCCAAUUUAAUAAACAAAACCCAGCACAAUGGCUGAAUAAUCUGGCCAUGGCUAAAAGAGGUGGUAUGCGAGGCGGUCCGAACAUGAUGGGUGGGCCAAAUCAAAUGAGCCACAUGAUGGGUGGCCCUAUGGGACCAAACAUGGGUCCGAUGGGUCACGGCGGUAUGGGGCAUAUGGGCCCCAAUAUGAUGGGGCCUAACAGGAUGGGUGGACCGAAUCAAAUGAUGAUGAUGAAGGGGGGUCCCGGGCAAAUGGGUCAAAUGGGCCCGGGAAUGGGUCCUAUGGAUGGGUUUCCCGGGGGCACCCCGUCCUGCGGUGUCAUGGACGGCCUCGGUGCUGAUGGUGAAAUGCCCUGGGACACCAAAAACCCCUCCGUAAUGUCAAACGGCAUGGCUAACGGGCCGUCGCAGAUGCCUCCGUGCUCGGAAGCUGGCUCCGCUGACAAUAAUAGUGGCGACAACAAUAUAUCCUGUCAACCGGGCCCUAAAGUUUCCUCCGUAGGUGUAAAGAUACCUGACGAGAACCUGACGCCACAGCAACGCGCCCAUCGGGAGGAACAAUUGGCCACUAUACGAAAAAUGCAACAGAUUCUAUUCCCCGAGAGUGGGGCCAACCCCAACCAAUCCGGGGAUGGCUCACAGCAAAAUCCAGAGAUCCCGCCUAAUUCGUCUGCAAAUAUGAACAUGUCUUUCCCACCCAUGUCCCAACAUGGCCCAAUGGUGUCAGGACCAAAUGGACCCAUGGUUUCUAUGCCCAGCGGCAUGAAUUCGGGUCCAAGCUGCACUAUGUCAGGUCCCAUGGGUCCUAAUGGACCUAUGGGCGGGCCGAUGGGGCCAGGACCCAUGGGUCCUAACGGUCCUAUGGGUGGCCCAAUGGGGGGUAUGGGGUCUGGGAUGGGGAUGGGUGGGCAUGGUUCAAUGGGGCCUAAUGGCAUGAUGGGACCGAACGGACCUAUGAUGUCAGGAAUGGGGCCUAAUGGGCCGAUGGGUCCUAUGGGGCCUUGUGGCAUGAAAGGCAUUAGAGGAGCUUGUGGAGGGCCAGAUAUGAAGUCCGCUAUGUGUACAGAUAUGCAUAUGGGAAGGGGUUGUGGAGGGCCAAUGGGGCGGAUGCCGAACCCAAUGGGUGGAAUGGGCGGCCCAAAACCAUGCAUGAUGGGUGGACCCCACAUGGGGCCACGAAUGAUGCCUGGUCCAAAUUUAUCAGCUAUGAACGGUGGUAUGAUGAUGGAGGGCGGUAUGAUGGGUGGUAUGGUACCUCACGGAGAUUGUGGUCCGGACCAUCACGGAAUGUGUGACGACUACGGACGGGGGCGAAAUAUGGGGGGCGAUGGUGGUGGACCUCACAAGGCAUUAAGGAGUCCUAAGAGCCCCGGUCACGCACACGCAGAUAUAGACUGGCAAAAGUUACAUCAUCAAUUCUUUGAUGAUAACAAGAAUAUGGACAAUGAACUCAGUCAGUACACAAGUACACAAGUAAAGUCUCCGUGCUCAGAACGUGGUGGAUGUCUUCCCCCUCCUCCUUACGGAGCGUCACCCUUACAUAGAUCUGCAUCAGUACCUAUCGCAACCCAGUCACCAUCACAAGGCACGCCCACUUCGGAAGCGCCGAGAGCGGGUUCAGCACUCAGUAGCCCCGCGCAUUGCAAACCACAACACAAACACGAUCCUCCCGAGAUAUUGGAGAAAUUGGACGACGGUGUGUUUGUCCGAACGCUGCAAUGUUUGGCGGCGCAACGGCAGAAGAACCAACAAAACAAGGAGCCAAGUUUGAUGCCCGUCCCCUCCCCGCAACAAAUAUCUUACCUCAACCAGUUCGAAGGGCAAGAGUUGACGAUACAGAAACAGCCGAAUACGUCGUUAAAAGACAACGGGCCGCCCUCGAACAGCGGAGGACAAACGCCACAGUCGAAUUCGAAUCAAAAAUCACCAGCGGGCAUGAUGCCUGGAACUCCUGAGCCACACUCAUCGCUGUCGGAACAGCGGGCGGGCAGGUUUUCACUGGAACAGAGCCCCAGCUUUAAUAACCCCCAAACACCAAAUGCAGGCAAUAAGUGUUCAGAUGAAAAAUCAAGACCAAGUCCGUCGUCGAAUAGGUCGAAUCAAGAAAGUGCCUCUAAAACCCCGCAACGCGACUCGUCUGGAAUGAACCAGGGACCUUACGCCGUUUCUUGUGCGAAAAGCAGUUGCGCCGUCACCACUAUGUCACAAGCACUUCCUGACGAUUCUAUGUCAUCAAAUACAGAAACAACGUUAUCUGGUGGUCCGAACAGCACGAGUCUACCGGGUCCUUUCCCAGGACCAUGUAGUAUGAAUAGGCCGGAUAACAUUCCUAUCAACCCCAAUCAGGGUCCAAAUGGACCCAUGGGCCCGGCCACCUCUUCGUUCGAUCCGAUUUCCUCAUUAGCGCAGAUGUCACAGCAAUUAACGAAUACGGUUGGCGGUGGCCCGGGGUCAUCUGGACCAAUGGGUCCUAACGGUUCUGGAAUGGGGCCCUUUGGGUCAGGGCCUCAUCACAUGCAACAUCACCAUUCUAUGCAUCCGCACGGACAUCCGCAUAUGAUGAUGAAUGAUUUAGGUUGCCAUAUGGAGGGUAUGGGUGGGCCCGGCUUAGGAGGACCUAUGGAAGGUAUGAUGGGAGCUGGUGACUUUCCGCCAGAUAUGAACUUAAGUCCAAAAAUGGGAGGAGGCCCUAUGGGUGGUCCAAUGGGACCUAUGGGGCCUGACGCCUCAAUGUUGGGCCCACGGAUGGGAGGCGCUGGUAAAAUGCCACCCUUUAAUGGGGCUAACGUUCAAGUAAAAGCUAGUGCGCCAAACACGAUACAGUAUUUACCCACAAGGCCACAAAUGCCCUGCAACACAGGACCCCGAGGACCUCCCAGUUUGGAUUUCUUACAACGAGUUACAAAUCCAAUGCAAAUGGACAGCAGUAAAGGCGUGCAAUAUUUCCCGGGAGCGAGAGGCAUGGACAUGGAAGGGGGAAUGCGAGGGGUGAUGCGAGCCCCAGGAAUGCUAAGAAUGCCACAUUAUCCAGCCGGUUUUAACUCACCUCCAAAAAUGGCCGGCGAUCCUUUCGGUGGACCUGGGCCUAAUCCCAUGUGCGGUCCCAAUUUCAGAGGUGUUAAAGGUGGUAUGGGUCCCGGCAAUGUGAGAAUGGGUGCUGCACAACCUCUACCUCCGUCUAUGGGCGGACCGAACCCUGGCUUUAAAGGACAAGGCUUCGCAGUACCCUCGACAGCAGAUCCUAACUACGCGGCGCAGUUUCACAAUUUCCAACAGCAGCUGUACGCGACGGGGAGUAGGGCCGCUCAGCCGCACCAGGGAUACCCCCCCUACCAGCCGUCCAAGUGA
Messenger RNA from Leptosia nina, 4041 nucleotides. The record is from the annotation of a GenBank genome assembly. NCBI's taxonomy places the organism in Eukaryota, Metazoa, Arthropoda, Insecta, Lepidoptera, Pieridae.